This is a messenger RNA of Apiotrichum porosum, 2952 nucleotides long. RefSeq lists its product as uncharacterized. The record is from RefSeq and is a predicted model, not a curated record. The transcript is spliced from 5 exons. The coding region runs from base 1 to 2952 and encodes 983 amino acids. Lineage: Eukaryota; Fungi; Basidiomycota; Tremellomycetes; Trichosporonales; Trichosporonaceae.
AUGCUCAACUGGUUCAGGAAAGCCGGGGCGGCCGACCAUGAUGAUGGCGGCGGCGACGACGCCGACCACCCCGUCCAGUCAUUCGCGGUCAUUUCGCGCAUGAACGAGUUCGAGAGCAAGGAACCCUUCAACUAUGUGCAUUACCCGGCCUCCGAGUAUGAACCACUGGUCAUCACCGACGAGGAGAGGGACUUGUACUUGGCCUUUAUGAGCUCCCUCGACACCGUUCCAAGUCUGCCCCUGUGGUCGGAUUCACCACCAGAGAUUCCAGACGUGCAGGUUGGCGCCCAGCCCAUUACCCCGCCCGACGUACCGUACCCCAGGAGCCCCCUCCUCCCGGCCAAGCACCUCGUCUCGCUCAACCCCAGCCGUUAUGCUCUUGUGUCACUCGUCAGUGAUGCCGGCGUGAGGUUGUGUGGAUUCCCAGCGGCCGCCGUCCGCGCCGCCGAUGAGGCUCUGGCCAGUUGGCACCUUGGCGUCGUCGCCCGCAGCUGCGACCCAACACAGCUCGUCGACUCGAACACACCAAUCGUGUACCGCAUCGCCCUGCGUGGCAAGGCGUGGCAGAAGAAGGGCAACCAGGAGCUAGAGUCAAUCCGUCUCAUUCUCACCCUUCUCACCGCUCUCGGUAGACAUGGAUGGUCAAUGGCUGGUGACAUUGCGGCGAUGAGCAAGGUUGACGCACACAACCUCCUGUUUGCUGCCAAGCCCGACCCUCCACCCGCACCGCUGUUUUUUGCAGUGACCAUGCCUUUGCCUGACCGCAUCUCUCUCGUGUCCCCUCCCAAGCCUGCCUCUGCGGCUAUCAUCAGUGGGGUUCGUCAGUGCCUCUCCAACUUUGCAGACAUCAAGACGGAGGGCUGGAUACACGCUGGCGUGUACCGCUUCUGGCUUGCAGGUCUCCGCCGUCUCGGUGGCACUGUCAAGCGUGACCAGGUUUCCAAGAUGCAGCCUCCCAUGGUCAUUGGCAUCAUCAACAUUCUCAACAGGCUCAAUUUCCAGUUUGUCAAGAGCAUCCCCCUGUCAAGCACUGCCGGCCGCGAUGUCUUCAUCUUUUGCUCGACUCCCGAGUCUGGUCUCAGCGCGCGGGACGCGUUUGGAACCGAAGGAUUCCUCGACACUGCCACGUCUGACGCCAUUGCGGCGGUGGUCCCCUUCUCAGGCUUGGGUUCGACGGAGACGACCCCGACAAAGUCUCGUGGCCGUGCAAUGAGUGUGCCCGACAUCCACGCGUCCUCGACUCCGCGUACAAAAGAUCGCCGACUGGUCACUCCGACCACCACAUCGACUGCCACAAACCAGACAGGCGCAACCAUAUACCACACGCCACCUGUUACCCCCGGAUCAACAACGCCACUCAUCCGCCGCUCGUCUCUCGAGGUCUGGGACAGGUCCGCCAGCGCCCAGCAGCGCCCGCUCCGUCGUGUCGAGUCGGCGGGCAACCUCGCCCCCAGCGUCCACUCGAACAGCAGCGUCAGCAUUCCCUUCCCGCUUGGAAUGGGAAUGGGACCGGCCCACCCUGCCGUCGCCCGUGCCGCUAGUCACAGCAGCAAGGCUUCUUCGUACUCUGGAAAGUCUCGGGCGUCUCAGCAAUCGGGACACAGCAGCAAUCACAGCCACAGCGGCUUCAGUCACCGGAGCAGCAGCCUCAGCCGGGGAAACUCACACCGCGGCCUGCCUAUCGGUACUGUCCUCUUGCUUCCUGGAGGCCAGACACAGACCAUGUCUGCGGAUCGCAGCGACCGUAGGCAUAGGGACAGCAAGGACAGGGCUACUCCAAUCGACCCGGAGCUGAGGACACCCGGUUCGCCCAUGCCGCUCGGAUUGGGCCCACCACCGCGUCCAUCUCCCAGGAAGAGCUCCAGCUCCGACAUCUCUACACAGGCUCAGCCAGACCAGAAGUAUCCACUCGACCUGCCCUCCGUCAUUGGUUUGGAGCAGGACUUCAAGGACAUGGGAAACACUGCCCCGCUUGUGCCGCACAUCAACGCCUACUCGCCCUCCCAGACUCGUCACCUGCGUCACGGCCGGUCGGUCUCGAGCCCGGCAAGCGCAAGCGCCAUCCCGAGCGAGGCGUGGGGCGCGGCGCGCCUCUCUCCCAAGCCGACCACGCAGGACGCCAGCGCCGUCUCCGCCCCCGCGCUGGGCGCCAACAUCCUCGCCCCGGCCCCCGCCGAUAGCAGCCGCCGUAACAGCGGCGCGCCGGGGACUCCCUCCACGCCCGGCGUUGUCCACAUGGUGUCUGGAUCGGGAACGGGCUCGUCGUCGACGUCCCUGUCGUCGCUCGCCUUUCCUACACCCACGGUCCGCCCUCGCAGCUCGGAGAUGGAGGAUGGCCGCGCGCGUUUCCCAUCCAUCGUGCUCGGAAACGUCAUCACCGGCUCGGCUAGCGCCAGCAUCAACAACAACGACCUCAGCAGGCACACCUCCCGCCAGGUCUCGAUGGGAAGCAUCGCCUCCACCUCGAGCACCGAGCGGCCCCUCCCCGGUCUGCCUGUCGCGGGCUCGGGCACGGGCACGGGUACUUGGACGCCGCCCAUCCCCCACCGCUCGCCGGCGCGCGCCGCCUCGCCGCCGCUGACGCUCGCGCACCCGCCCCUGCCGCUGCCGGCCCGCUCACCAGGCCGGACCGGGGCCAAGUCGCCCACCCUCCCGCCCAUGCCCAUCCCGCAGGGCAGCCUGCUGCACGACGUGCUCCGCGGCUCGGGCGCCGGGGUCGGGUCCGCCGCGUCCACCACCAGCCUCCUCUCCAAGGACGGCGCCAGUGCGGGCGCGAGUGCCGCUGUCAGUGUGCGCGCGGACAAGGGGUCGCGCACGCUCAACCACCGCGCGAGUCUUGCCGGGAGCGAGUUUUCCUUCAAGACCACGACGUCGACGGCGAGCUCGCGGCCGCCGGGCGUCGGCAGUGGGCGGACGAGGGUGAAGCUGAGCUUUCCGGAGAGCGGCAAGUGA